AUGAGCAGCUUCGCGUUUUGGUUGGACGAUGACGAUAUUUACGAAGAGGAUGCAUCAGUCGUACGUCUGGAACGCCGGAUGAUCAGAGAUCCUGUUCAUAUCGAACAUUUUAAUUUUUUUUUCUGUUGGUUUGUAAGGUAUUUUCGAGUGUCGAAGGACUUGUUUUGCCACCUUCUGAACAUCAUUGAAGUUCAACUUGGAGCGACUAUAGGAUCAACAACUGUUCUUCCGGUUAUCAAGCUCGCUGCCACCAUAAGGUUCCUGGCUGAAGGAAGCUACCAAAAGGGUGUCAGAAACGAUCUUUUUGUGGGUAUUGCACAACCAACAAUUUCUAAGGCACUGACACAAGUGAUUGGUAUAAUGGAGACUUACGUAUGCCCAGAUGCAAUUAAGUUUCCUACAGAGGAAGCAGAGAAAAAUGCAAUAAAAUUGGGAUUUUAUCAGAAGUCCGGAUUUCCUGGUGUCAUUGGGUGCGUGGAUGGGACGCAUAUUAAGAUUUUCCCUCCACCAUCUGAUAUUCAGCACUUAUAUUAUAACCGAAAGGGGUAUCACAGCCUCAAUGCAUUGAUUGUUUGUGAUCAUCAGCUAAUGAUACGCUACGUUGAUGCGAACUAUCCGGGAUCUAGCCAUGAUUCAUUUAUUUGGAAUGCUAGUCCGUUAAAUGAGCACUUAAAAACUAAUUAUCAACGUAUGGAACGGAACACUUGGCUUCUAGGUAGAAUAACCGUGGAGAGGUCAAUUGGAGUGCUCAAAAAUGUUUUUCGGUGCGUAUUAGGUGCACGACAAUUGCCCAGUCCGAAACUGGUCUACGUUUUUCGGAUCUGUGACCGUGCUUCUUUUCCCGUGACGACCUCCGAGGUUCGACUGCCGACCAUCCAGCUUCCGAACUAG
Messenger RNA from Ochlerotatus camptorhynchus, 891 nucleotides. RefSeq names its product putative nuclease HARBI1. The record is from RefSeq and is a predicted model, not a curated record. Bases 1 to 891 code for a protein of 296 amino acids. NCBI's taxonomy places the organism in Eukaryota, Metazoa, Arthropoda, Insecta, Diptera, Culicidae. The transcript is spliced from 5 exons.